AUGUUUAAGGAUCACAGGGCACGAUCACGGCACAUCAACGCCUACCACGUACAUCCUCGCCAGCCUCAACCUUUGUCCUCGCCUCAAAAUCAGCCAGCAGCAUGGCCAGAGUCUUCAUCGCUUGUUGGCGCAUUUGAUGAUCUCCUCGUUCAUGAUGAUGGCAUUCCCUCGCCCACCGAACCUGAAGAUUUGUCCCAUCUAUCCCCCAGUCCCUCUCCCCCGAAGCGGAACCAAAGGAUCAUACAUCCUCAUCUGACCGGACGGCCGUGCAACGAGUAUGGCGAGUUCUUGGAGGAUGGAACACAUGCCCCACCACGGAAUGAAGACAUUGAUGAUUGGAGCCCAUUCGCUGAUAAACAUAAAGUAGAGAUGUCCGCACCAAAUAUAGAUUUCUUACUUGAGCUCUGGGCUUUUGACGCGGCCCAAAAAGAAGUAGAGGGUCCAUUUAUCUCUCAUCGUGAUGUGUACAGCACGAUUGACUCUGUGAGGGAGGGCGGCGUACCAUGGGAGUGUUUGUCUGUGGGUUUCACGGGAGAUGUCACUCCUGAUUCUCCAUCAUGGAAAGCGCAGGAAUACCACAUCUGGUACCAAAACCCCAACAAUGUCAUCCAAACAAUGCUCAGCAACCGAGACUUUGCUGGUCAAUUUGAUGCGGCACCAUAUCAGUUAUUUGAUCAGAAAGGUGAUAGGAGGUGGGAUAACGUUAUGGCUGGUAACUACUCUUGGCGCCAGAGCUCACAGAUCUAUGAAGAUGAUCCGACCACCGAUGGCGCUAUGUACUGCCCGGUCAUCCUAGGUAGUGAUAAGACAACGGUAUCAGUGGCUACGGGACACGUUGAAUAUCACCCUCUCUACCUUUCAAUCGGCAAUGUGCACAACGCAGAUUGUAAAUACGAUAAUGAUCCCGAGUUCCGUACCUUCAAACGGAAACUGUUUCAUUCCUCUCUUAGCGCUGUCCUGCAGCCUCUCAGAGGAGGGAUGACAGUGCCCGUCCGGGUGUUGUUCAAGGCUGGUGUGCGCGCACCUUCGGACGACCUUGAUGGCGAUCCCAAUGCAGGCCGCCGUACAAAACGGUGGACAGACGCAGUAAUCAAUGCAUUCUCUUCGAUGGAGGUGUGGGACCAACUCAGCAUUGAUGACGAUGUUGUGCCAUUUACUUAUGACUUUCCACGGGCCGACAUCCACGCCAUGCUCGCACCCGACCUUCUCCACCAGAUCAUUAAAGGGUCUUUCAAGGACCACCUUGUAACCUGGGUAGAAGACUUCCUGAAAAGCGAACACGGCGAGAAGAGAGCAGGCAAGAUUAUGGACGAUAUAGAUCGACGAAUUGCGCUUACCCCAUCCUUCCCUGGCCUACGUUGCUUUCCUCACGGGCGACGUUUCAAGCAGUGGACCGGAGACAAUUCUAAGGCUCUGAUGAAGGUUAUUAUUCCUGCCCUCGUCGAGUAUGUGCCCGCGGGUAUUAUUAGAUGCCUGUACGCCUUCAUGGACUUCUGUUAUAUUGUUCGGCGCUCCGAGCUAGGUCAACGCGACCUUAUCGACAUACAGGAUGCUCUGAAGCGCUUCCACACAGAGCGCGAGAUUUUUCGCGAUUCCGGGGAAUUUGGGCCGCCGAACGGGCUCUGUUCCUCUAUCACAGAGUCUCGACAUAUCACGGCAGUCAAGCGACCAUGGCGUCGUUCCAGUCGCUUCAAGGCACUGGGGCAAAUGCUGCUUACUAACCAGCGACUUGAUAAGCUGGCGGCGGCCCGAACUGACUUUAUUGCACCAGCCAGAGCAUCGUCGAAUGCUGAGGCAGAUGAUAUUGAGCCCAAGGAUGUAGAUGGCGUCAUGGCUGACGUCUUCUUGGCUCGACACCCGCAACCAAAAUACCCAAAGGCCUUACAUCAGCUAUCAAGUUAUAUGGCUGUACCGGAGCUCCCCGCUCUUGUCCGCGAAUUCCUCGAGGACAAAGUCAGCGACUAUCCCAGUCCCCCGCCCAUACCCCCUGUUCUUCACGCCUCCAUCUCCAUUUUCCACUCGGCAACAGCAAUAUACCGUGCCCCUAGUGACGUAUCGGGCGCUCAAGGCAUGCGUCGUGAGAUAAUCAGGUCUACACCUGUUUGGAGAGGCGACCAAAACGGCCGCCACGAUUGUGUUUUCAUUGCCGAAGACGAGGAGAAGGGCGGCAUGUUCUCGCGAGUGGGCCGCAUACCAGACCCUCUUACGGGCAUGUGGAAGACUGCCCUCGCGGUGGGCGACAAGCAGAGGGAGCUCGCGUUGAAACAGUCGCCGCACGCGAAGGCACUGGCACGUGCACGCGCGGACAUGGUCCAUAUCAAGGAGAGCCAGAUUGGCGCUUACAACCAGAUGAACAUUGAUGCACUUGCACCACCCCUGCACCUCGUGUUUCCUCGCCUGGAGGCCCCGGUAACAGCAGUGGUACGAGACCGGAGGAGCGAGCGGACAUCUGUCAUAUUCAUCUCGCGAGAGGAGCCUCGACUGACAGUCCCCGUCGCGGCGCUCAAGAACAGGCAUGUCCUCACGUCUUGCCAUGUAUUUGAUAUUGACAAGUUAGAUGAUGGUGGCGGCAGCGACCCUGCGCCGGCUCCGCCGAAGAAUCUUCAGGUAGUGGGUGGUUCAGAGGGUCGGUUGUAG
Coniophora puteana RWD-64-598 SS2 is the source of this 2637-nucleotide messenger RNA. RefSeq lists its product as uncharacterized. The record is from RefSeq and is a predicted model, not a curated record. The transcript is spliced from 18 exons. NCBI's taxonomy places the organism in Eukaryota, Fungi, Basidiomycota, Agaricomycetes, Boletales, Coniophoraceae. Bases 1 to 2637 code for a protein of 878 amino acids.